This is a messenger RNA of Lolium rigidum, 2241 nucleotides long. RefSeq lists its product as uncharacterized. The transcript is spliced from 11 exons. The record is from RefSeq and is a predicted model, not a curated record. NCBI's taxonomy places the organism in Eukaryota, Viridiplantae, Streptophyta, Magnoliopsida, Poales, Poaceae. The coding region runs from base 1 to 2169 and encodes 722 amino acids.
AUGACUCGCCGCAAGAUCACCACAUGGGCCAAGAUCAGCCAGGUGGCGCGCGAGCGCUUCUCGGAGGACGUCGAGACAGCCGCAAUCACCAAGACAGAGGCAACGGAAAUCGCCGAUGAAGGAGUUAUGCCGUGGCCCGUGGAGGCAACGAAGAUGUGGAGUGCGAAGCGGCGAUGGGGGCGGUGGCGGCGGGCAUCGCGGCUGAGGCUGGUGCAGCGCUCGCUGGGUAUGCAAACACCGUGGCGGCGGUGGCGGGAGGUGGAAAAGGACGACGAAGACGACCUCGAGGACUUCAAUGAAGAAUUCGGCGUCCUCGUGAUGAGAGAUGAGCACACGGCGCCGCUCUUGUCCUUCGAGACAACCCACUGCGACCAGUCUGCUCGCCAGCUCAUGGAUGCCGAGCGGCAGACCCUAGUGGCAAUCCUCAAUGAUAGACUGUCGACGCCGGAGAAGGGAAGCGCCGUGCCGGCGAGAGGACGAGUCGCCCUCACCGUACCGUAUAGGGAGUCAGGCUCACUACCUGAGGAAGCCAAGAUGACGGGGGAUCCGCUCCUCGUCCUGGACGCCCUCGUGCAGGUGUUCCCGCAGGUUAACUUGUCAACCCUCAUAGAAGUUUCAAUUUCAUUCAAAGGCGACCUUGAAGCCGCUGCGGGAUAUGUCGUCCACAACGUGCUACCAAAUAUUGGCCCGGAUGACGUUAACACAGAUAUGAAUGAAGAAAUUCUUGAAGUAUCUGCUGACACAAACAGCCAUCUGUUGACUGCAUCCGUUGUUAACGGCACCCUUUCAGAACCCGGUCAGUUCGAUGUAGCAGCCAAAGAGGAUUCAGCUGGAACUCAGGAUAGUCCCAUGGGGGAGCAUUUGACGCAAUCGCCUUCUGCAGAUCUGGUCGUUCUACCGCAAGAAAGCUAUUCCGAUCCUGUGAUUGCUGGCGCGCAGAACUCUGUUACUGAGCAUGAAAACCAGCAAGAAGUAAUGCAUUCUUCUAACCACCAUCCGGGUGGUCAUGGUGAUGGACAACUACAAUGCUCAUCUUCCGAGACGAACCAGGGCAUGCCAGUUUCUGAAGAUAACUUGGCACUACAUGAUGAUGGUUCACAUGAUAGGAACAUGGGAUCAAACUAUUCUAUUUGCCCCGAAUCCAUUGACCAUAUUAUCUCUGCUGAAAAUUACAAUAAGAAUGCAUUGCUGUCAAAUGUGGCAGCGAUAAGUGAAAUGCUAGAGGAGGUUGAGCUUAGUGAAGCAGAAACAAAAAAUGUUGUAACUGAAGCAAGCCAAGCUGGAAAUGAUAUUCUCGUAGAGGCGGCGAAGCUGAAAGAAAUGUCCACCUCUGUAGUGGAAGAGAACAACAAGGUUGCAGCAGAGGUUUUUGCUGAGAAAUCUGUUCUAGCAGCAGAAGCGCAGGGGCUGCAGUCUAGGUUGUCCGUCAUUUCUGACGAACGAAACCACUUCGUGACGAUCAUCGAUGAGAUGCAUGAAACUCUUCAAAGAAGACGUGAAUUAGCACAAGCAGACAGAGCAGCCGCUGAGAGGGAAAUGGUUGAAAGGGAGACAACAGCUAAAGAAAUGCUGAAAGAGCAGGAAGUCCUACUUGAAGCUGCCAAGGAAGAGUCUAAAAGGCUGGAGCAACAAGCACAGGAGAAUGCAAAGCUGAGGGAGCUACUGACGGACAGAGGCCAUGUUGUUGAUGCAUUGCAUGGUGAAAUGCUAGGGAUCUUCGACAACAUUGCACAGCUCCAGUACAGAGUUGAUAUGGGGCAACUAGCUUCGUCGACCAUGUCCAGCUCAGUCGAGUCAGCAGCUAACAAAUUUUCGCCUGAAGAACCGCUGCAUUUCUCUGCACCGAGUUUGCCCAGCCCAGUCAAUUCAGCACCUUCGAGACUAAUUUAUGCUGAUGAACCGCCGGAACUUGCUCCAUCGAGCUUAGCAGGCUCAGUUCCAUCGGCGCCCUGCAAACUAGUUUCUGUUGGUGAACCACUGCAACUAGCUUCACCGAACUUGUCCAGCUCCGUCAAAUCGGCAACUUCUGAGAGCAGCUGGUCUUCUGCUACAGAGUCAACUUCAAGUUAUAAUGGUGACGAGGAGAUCGCUGUUGCUUCUCCCCAUGACAAGUUUGCUCUGGAUGACAGCUGGGAUGUGGUUGAAGAAGAGGAACAAUGCAUCUGCUAAACUUCUCAACAUGAUUCUUAUGUUGUCCUAAUCAUUGAUUCAUUGGUUUCAGCAAGAGGAAUCAGAAGUUGU